Molecule: messenger RNA, 1704 nt
Organism: Acaromyces ingoldii
Lineage: Eukaryota; Fungi; Basidiomycota; Exobasidiomycetes; Exobasidiales; Cryptobasidiaceae
Product: MFS general substrate transporter
Exons: 2
Coding region: 1-1704 (567 amino acids)
Biological process (GO): transmembrane transport
Cellular component (GO): membrane
Molecular function (GO): transmembrane transporter activity
Source: RefSeq, a predicted model, not a curated record
AUGCCAGGCACUGCCGUCGCCACACAGGCAGCCGCGGCAGCAGCAGCAGAGGGAACAGGAUUUGCGGAGCAGGAGAAGCAACUGUCUGGACCAGAGAAGAAGGGAAUACGGUUCUGGCUGAUCAUUGCCUCACUCAUGGUGGUCGCUCUGCUUCCGGCCAUCGACAUGACAAUCAUCUCGACAGCCUUGCCGACAAUCACACAGGAUCUCCCUACCUCUUCGGUCUCGCCCAUCUGGGUCACAUCGGCGUUCCUCUUGACCACGACGACCUUUCAGCCUGUGAUGGGCGCAUUGGCGGAUGUCUUUGGCCGCCGUGCGGCUCUCGUCGUCGCUGUUGUCCUUUUCCUAGCCGGUUCGGUCAUCGCAGCUGUAUGCCAGUCGAUGCUUGUUCUGGUCAUCGGCAGAGCCAUCCAGGGAAUUGGCGGAGGUGGCAUCACGGCUCUUGGCGAGAUUAUUAUCUCCGACAUUACGACGCUCCUCGAAAGGGGCAUGUACAUGGGCUUCCUCUCGCUCAUCUUCGCCCUUGCCAGCUUCAUCGCACCUGUGCUGGGUGGCGCUUUCAGCCAGUCGAACUGGCGUUGGAUCUUCUGGCUCAACUUGCCCAUCGCAGGAGUGGCUUUAAUUCUCAUCAUCGUCACCAUGUCCAAGCUCCAACGCCCCGCCGUGCAUUGGAAGCAGCGAAUGCAUCGUAUGGAUUUGCCCGCCAAUCUCCUGCUGCUUGCCAGCUGCAUCGCCGUGCUCAUUGGUGUCACCGACGGUGGUCUCACCCAUCCGUGGUCGUCGUACAAAAUCAUCGUGCCUCUGGUUCUGGGUGUCGCCGGACUGGCGGCCUUCUUCGUCAUCGAGUUCACCAAGAACCCACUGGCAAAGGACCCUGUACUUCCUCUCCGCCUUUUCAAGCACCCCACGGCCCUCGCAUCGCUCCUUUUCACCUUCUUCCACGGCGUUGUCGUCUACGGCGAAGUCUACAUUCUGCCGCUCUAUUUCCAAGCCAUCAAGGAUGCCUCGCCCAUCCAUUCCGCCGUUGACGUGUUCCCUGCCACGGUCCCUGGCCCUGUGGCUGCCAUUGUGGCAGGCAUCAUCAUGUCAAUGACGGGCAAGUACCGAUUCCAAAUCAUCUUUUCCUGGCUCGUCACCACCUUGGGCUGCGGUCUCUUGAUCCUCUUGGAUGUCGACACGCCCAAGUGGAAGUGGGUCAUCUUCCAGCUGCUUCCCGGCUUUGGCAUCGGUUCUCUCUUCAGCCUGACGCUACCGCCAAUCCAAGCGACAAACAGCCCAAAGGAUCUGGCCUACGUCACGGCUGCCUACGCCUUCAUGCGCAGCUUUGGCUCCGUCUGGGGCAUCGCAAUGGGUACCGACAUCUUCGUUGGCCGAUCCAACAUCCUCCUCGAGCGCAUCGAUGAGGCUGCCGGUGGCGUGCUUACGAGCAAAUUCGGCCUGACGGGGAAAACUGCGCUCGGUCUCGCCCCAGAGAUUCACAAGAUUCUCCCGCCCGAGCUUCUGGGCCCUGUUCGAGGGGCGUACAUGUCGGCACUGCGGAGCGCUUUCAUCGCCUUUGUCCCCCUGGCAGGCGCCGGCUUGCUUCUGAGCCUCGUCAUCAAGGAUAUCCCGCUACCGAAUUACAAUCUCAGCGACCACGGCCUCAUGCGCACUGAAUCAGCCCGUUCGUCCCGAACCGCCGUGGACGCAAACGAGCGAGCAUGA